This is a messenger RNA of Temnothorax curvispinosus, 1759 nucleotides long. RefSeq names its product coiled-coil domain-containing protein 112-like. The record is from RefSeq and is a predicted model, not a curated record. NCBI's taxonomy places the organism in Eukaryota, Metazoa, Arthropoda, Insecta, Hymenoptera, Formicidae. The coding region runs from base 199 to 1716 and encodes 505 amino acids. The transcript is spliced from 6 exons.
GGGAGAUGUUUAUGGUGAAUUGCUAUGGAAACCCAUAUGUAAAACUUUGUCAGGUCUCCAGUGAACUCUCUACGCAAAGGCACUCUAUUGACUCAUAAGCUUUUAGAUUAAUAAAUUUAUAUUACAGCAAUUAACUUUAUUAUAGCAAUAAGCGACAAUAAGUUUCCCAGACGAAAAUAUCGCAGUUGUGUGUGUACAAUGAGCGGAAUUAUUCACGAGAGAGAUAAGAGAGAAAAACGAAUCCCGCCGUGUGGGAAAGUGCGCUCCGCUGAAAGCACGAAAUGCAGGAAAUCCCUGUUGAAGCUAAAGCAGCAAGAGUACCUGAUGGAAAAGAGUCUCGCCAACUUGAUGGAGAACAUGAAACUGGAACCAGAAGUUCUACGACCCGUUUUGCAUAAUAUGAGUGACAUCUCGAAAAACAGGCAGAUUUUUCUGGAUAAUAUGAGAAAACCCUUGGAGGAAAUUACUGAGGAGAUGCAAUCGGCGCAAUCAGUCACGAACUGUCCCGAACAGAUCCAAAAAUUAGAUACAAAUGCAUACAAACUACGGCUCGUGAAAUUGUCGCAAAAAAUUCGGGACUUUCAGGAGACCUGCCAACUGCAGACUACGACUUUGUCGCAGGAGCAAACUGCUCUCGAAUCUGAAUUACGUGAAUUUGAAUCGAAUUUGCAUAAGUAUGAGAAUGCAACCGGUAGUAUCGGCAAACCGACGUCCGCCGCGUCUUCUAAGGAAAAUAAAAAGUGUUAUGAUUAUAAGGAGAUCGAGAACUUCCACGAGUUAAUUGCUAAAACAGGCCACACUGAUAAUUGGAGCGACGAGGAUCACCUGUUGUUUCUAAAAAUGCGGAAGAAGUGCAGCAACAUCCCUGCCUUGGUCGUUGCCAUUCGAGUCAAAUGUCCGGAUCUAACAGCGGAAACUAUAGUGAAUCACGAGGCUUGGUACAAGAUUUAUCUGAGGCUGCGUGAAAAGCAACGCUCGAGAGUUACAGAGUGGCGCAAACGAAAAGAAAUGGAGAAGAUGAAGAUGAAGAAUCGCGAGGAUGAAACCGGGGCCGAGACCUUGGAAGAAAUUUCGCGAGAGAGAAGGCACUCCAAUAUCACGGAAGAUGUUUCGACUUGCGUGAUGGAUAAAUGCAAAGGAAGGACAACGAAGAGUGGCAAUUCCGUUGAUGUCAAUAAUCAGAAGAAGGAAUUAAUAAGACGGUGGAAAACGGAAAGAGAGAAUAAACGUUUGAUGGACGAGGAGCAAUCGAGGAUUCUGAUGGAGUCGAAGCUUGCCGCGCAAGAUAAACGUAAAAGGGAAAGAUUGAAAAGACUUCGGGAAGUUCUGGCGGAGCAUCGUGAGAGAAAAUUGAUGGAAGUUUCUUCCGAAGCUUCGAAAAACGACUUGAGCGCGGAACCAAAGUACAACCCGAUGUUGAUUAAAGCUUUUAGGAAGCAAGAUGCAGAAUAUACAAGAAGAAAGAAAAAUUUGAUAGCGAGACGGAGGUUGAUUAAAAAUCAAACAAUAAAAAUCAUAAAAUCACAAAUCGUUAAAAAGCAAGAUCACUCGACUUUGUUGAAUUCAACUGAAGUAUGGAGAGAAAAAUGCAGACUGCAUGAUCCUAACGCGAGGGAGCCGAAAAAACUGCAAUAUAUUAAAGACGUUCCACGUUUAUAUGUCCAAUGGAGAAACAAAGAAUCGAUGGAGAUCAAGGAUGCUCUGACGUUUUCUUGAGUCAAGGAUCUUUCCUCCUCAGCCAAAGUGCAUUUACAGCUUA